Ailuropoda melanoleuca (giant panda) is the source of this 2952-nucleotide messenger RNA. RefSeq names its product pleckstrin homology like domain family A member 1 (gene PHLDA1). The record is from RefSeq and is a predicted model, not a curated record. Gene Ontology annotation, molecular function: phosphatidylinositol phosphate binding. Gene Ontology annotation, cellular component: nucleus. The transcript has 2 exons. Gene Ontology annotation, biological process: positive regulation of apoptotic process. NCBI's taxonomy places the organism in Eukaryota, Metazoa, Chordata, Mammalia, Carnivora, Ursidae. The coding region runs from base 1243 to 2397 and encodes 384 amino acids.
UGUGUUUCCAAUUACCUUAGAGUUUAGUUCAAAUUUUUCAGUAUGACACAAAGGAUUUGACUGUUGUUCCCCAAGCUCAUUGCUCAUUUCUUUGCUUGUUGAAUUCUGUGUUUGAGCCAUAGGAAACUAGCAGGCGAGCUAAGUCCUCCCUUCUUUCGUGGGCACGAGAAGCAGUCUUUUCUUUGGCCAACUCUGGUUUAUUUCUUCGUGUGUUUCUUCUUUGUAAACUCAGGGUCGUUACACAGUCGGGACUCUGUUUACUUGAUGAAUUUCCCCACCAACAGGUGUGGUUUUGGUUUGUGCUCUCUAUUCUGCCUUGUUUCCCCGAAUGUCUGUAGAAUUUUUUUAAAGAUGCGAGAGUAGUAGGAGGGAGCUAGGGGCGAGUACAGCAUUACCUUACCCAAGUCACGGAUGAAUGAGAUUACAAAACAUCUGGCCCGUUAGGCGUUUCCAAAGAGAGACCCGCGGAGGCCAGUCGGCUGUCUGGAGGGCUAAGCUGUGCCUGAAGUGUGAGGUCUCACUGGACAUUCCUGGGAUCUGUGACUGCUGUUGAUUUACUGUUGUGAGAUGUUGCAGGCUGUGUGGAUGGGUCCAGAAGGAGGCUAAAGAGCUUGUGUCCUGGGUAAAGAUAAGCUAGUGCUAGAGCUCCGGGGUCGAGAAAAGGAAGGCGAGAAGUCCUCUGAAGUGGGUCACCCUUCUCUACCCCUUACAAACGGGACAGACGGUAGCGCUAUUGCCUUGAUUUAACAAUCGCCCUCUGCUCCAAGAGCUCAUGACUGGAAGCAAACAUGAGUGUAAAGGCACCGUGUCCUCUAGGCCUUUGUGCUUUGAGAUGUUUACAUAGGGUCCGGGAGAGGCCAUAGGGUCUCGGAGCUCAUCGCGAAUCCCCGGGGCUGCUUCCCGAGGGCACGGAGACAGCUUGGCAUUCCAGGCACUGCAUGGUAGCCGUACCCACCCUCGCAGCCCCGUCCUCAUUUUCUGAGGCUGUUAAGCGGAGAGUCCCGCGGGCCGGGGAUAGGCGGCACGGUAGGAUGGCCUCUCGGCGCCCUCUGGGCGUCGGCAUUUGUCGCCGGGCAGCUGGGGCGCCCUCGGCUGUCGCCGCGGGCGGAGGAGAGGAGUUUCCGGGGCUCAGGUCCCUGCAGCCACCGCCGAGAAGGAGCGCGGAAGCGAGUGGGCGGCGAGAGGCGGAGCAAGAGAUGUGGGGGGCGUGGACGCGGCCAGCUUUGGAAAGGCCCCAAGUUAAUGAGGCGUGCGCCGGCUGCGGAGCGCCUUUCCGAGCUGGGCUUUCCCCCGCGGUGCGGGCGCCAGGAGCCGCCUUUUCCGCUGGGUGUCACUUGGGGGUGGGGGGGAUGGCCCAUUCAAAAGCGCCGCGAGGGGGCCCGGCCAGUGCCCUUCAGUGAGCGCUCGCAAGAGUACGGCAGAGGCCCGGAGGCUCGCGGCUCCGGGAUCUUGUGGCGCAUCAGGACGCGGCUGCCCGCUUGCCCGGACCCCGAGCCGCCGCUCUGCUUCCUGCGUGUUAGCCUCCUCUGCGCGCUCCGGGCGAGCGGCCGCGGGAGCCGCUGGGGCGAGGACGGCGCGCGGCUGCUGCUGCUGCCCCCGGCCCGGGCGGCUGGAAGUGGAGAGGCCGAACCGAGCGGCGCCCCUCCUUAUGCCGGGAGGAUGUUGGAGAGCAGUGGCUGCAAAGCGCUGAAGGAGGGUGUGUUGGAGAAGCGCAGCGACGGGUUGCUGCAGCUCUGGAAGAAAAAGUGCUGCAUCCUUACUGAGGAGGGGCUGCUGCUUAUCCCGCCCAAGCAGCUGCAACAGCAGCAGCAGCAACAGCCUGGGCAGGGGCCGGCCGAACCGUCCCAACCGGGAGGGCCAGCCGUGGCCAGCCUCGAGCCGCCGGUCAAGCUCAAGGAAUUGCACUUUUCCAACAUGAAGACUGUGGACUGCGUGGAGCGCAAGGGCAAGUAUAUGUACUUCACUGUGGUGAUGGCCGAGGGCAAGGAGAUCGACUUUCGGUGCCCGCAGGACCAGGGCUGGAACGCCGAGAUCACGCUGCAGAUGGUGCAGUACAAGAAUCGUCAGGCUAUCCUGGCGGUCAAGUCCACGCGGCAGAAGCAGCAGCACCUGGUCCAGCAGCAGCCCCCGCAGCCGCAGCUUCAACCCCAAGCCCAGCCUCAACCCCAGUCUCAGCCUCAGCUUCAGCCCCAGUCACAGUCUCAGCCGCAGCCCCAGCCCAAGCCCCAGCCUCAGCCCCAGCCCCAGCCCCAGCCUCAGCCUCAGCCUCAGCAGCUCUACCCGUAUCCACAUCCGCACCAGCACCCGCACCCGCACCAACUACCGCACUCGCACCAACAGCCGCUCUCGCAGCCGCACGGCCACCGGCUUCUCCGCAGCACCUCCAACUCUGCCUGAAGGGGGCAGCACCCGGGCCAGACAAGGUUUUGAGGACUAGAAGAAGUGGGACGAGCACCUUUCUAUUGUCUUCACUUGAAUCGAAAACAAAAGUCUCCCCGCCCCGCACCGGAUCAAGUAGUAUGGACAUCACCCUACUGAUAACUUGAGAUUCCUCUUAGUUUUCUGCAUACUCUUCAUCACAGUGCAGGAAACGGUUUCAGUCCAGAAGGCUUUAUUUAUGAACCUUUGAAAGGAUCUUCCAGUAUGGUGGACCUUCUAGGAGCAAUGAUGUACUGUAAUUUUAUUUUAAUGUAUUUUGAUUUAUGAUUAUUUAUUAGUUUUUUUUAAUGCUUAUUUUAAGACAUUUCCGAAUGUAGGCCAUUUUCCAAAAAACUUUAUUUUCAAAAACCUAUUCCCUAGUAAAUUCUAAUCUUGGAAAAGAAGAAAAAAAAAAGUAGAAGGGCGGUGGAGGGGAAAGCAUUAAGAAUUCAUUAUUCCUAGGGCAUUUUCAGAAGGUCUGACACUUUCAUUGUUAUGCCAGGUGGUUGAAAUUAAACUCUGUGAUAUUACUUA